UCAGAUCAAAUUUAUAAAUUUCAAAACAAUUAUACCAUUCUCAAAAAGUUCCUAUUUGAUUAAUCUUGACUUAUUAUAUACAUCAAUCAUGACAAAUACAAAGCAGAUGAUCAUAGAAUCAAUAAUUGAGCCAGUAAGAGAAGAAAUUCAGCUGACAGAAUUAAAGCCAGUCGAACAAUCACGAAUCAAAGAAAAUAUUGAUGAUAAAGAUAUCAACGUCACAGAUGGUCUAAGAGCUUUACGCAGUUUUUCACAUCAACAAAUUCAUGAAUUUGAACAGUUGGAAACAGUUGGUUAUUCAAAAAGGGGAAAAGGUAAAAAGUGGAAGCUUUUAAAUAAAAUUUAUAAAAUUAUAAUUAAAAAUUUUGUCGAAAUCAAGAAAGAUAAAAAAUUACAGAAAAUCGAUUUUCAAUCAAAUGUAAAACCUCGAACUAGGGGUAGACCUAGAAAAAAUUUAACUAUAAUAACGAAAUCAGAUGCAUUAUCAAAGCCAAAAAGAUCGAAUUCGACCUUAGAAUUCUUUGAUCAGUCGGAAAAAGAACUUCAAAAUAAAAUUAAUAAUAUAAUACAGGCAAAUUACCUUGUGGAGCAAGAGAACAACAAUGUUCUGGAUAAUAGUCAUAAUAAAAUGAAAAAAAAAGAGUUAUGCAAUGAUAAGUAUACUAAAGAUCAACCGAAAAAAUAUUGUUGUCUCAUAUGUAAAGCACACUUUAAAGGUAGUGGAGGUUUACGUAACCACUAUAAAGUUGUGCAUACCUCUGGUCCAUUAUUCAAAUGUGAUGAAUGCGGCAAAGAAUUUCCUUUAAAAGAACGACUUAAACUUCAUGUGCGUACUCAUACGGGCUUUAAACCCUACAAAUGUUCCGAUUGUGAUAAGAGUUUUGCCAGAGGAGGUCAACUAGUUCAGCAUCGCCGUACCCAUAAUCAAAUAAAACCAUAUAGUUGUCACCUUUGUUCUGGAACUUUUACGUGCGCAGCAAAUUUAGCUUUACAUGUAAAACGUCAUAAUGGUCAAAAAGACCACAAAUGCGAUAUUUGUGGUAGGGGCUUUGUACGGCGAGAUGCCUUGAAAAAACAUUUAGAGUGCUUACAUAGAGAUGUUAAAUCCUUUCUUUGUAUUAUUUGUAAUAAAACAUUUAAAGGUCAUUUACCUCAGCAUAUGCGAACUCAUGCUAAGGAUAGACCACAUGGCUGCGCCACCUGUGGUCAACGUUUUGCUCAAAAAAGUCAACUGACCGUUCACCAAAGAACACAUUCUGGACAAAGACCCUUUAGAUGUCUUGUGUGUUGGCAAGCUUUUGCCCAUUCUACUGCCUUAAAAUUACACACUAGAAGACACACGGGAGAAAGGCCCUUUAAAUGUGCUGAAUGCAAUGCUGGAUUUACGCAACUUCCUCAUUGGAAAAAACAUAUGAAAUGUAUUCACGGUAGAAAUGAACCAUAUUCUUGUAGAAAAUGCAACAAUUUUUUCAGAAUUAAAAAUGAUUUAGAAGCUCACGAAAAAGAUUGCCAGGUUGAAUCUAAUAAUGACUCAACUAGUUCAGAUCCUGGAAAUUCUAGAGAUGGAAAUGAAGGAAUAUCAAUUAAUACGAUAGGUAAAUAUAGAAAUAUGUCAAUUGAAAAAAUGAGACUACUACUAGCUGUCUUGUUGAAGAGAAUUUCCAAACCUGAUAGACUGGAUGAAUUAGGAUUUGGUAAAAGGCUUAUUGAUGAAGUUCUUAUAGAUUCUUUAGUUUCUGCUGGUAAGGAGGCUAUUAAAACUAAUUCGAUGUCUGAAUUUGACGCACUAAGGCAAAAUCUUGCUGUAUUUCUACAAUGGACAGUGCCCAAAGAACAUUGGAAUAGUUUUCGGAAAAUGAAGAAGACUCCAGAAGAAGUACUGGAAACUCUUACUGCCACAUAAAAAUAUUUACUUAAAUAAGAUAUUUGUCAGUUUA
Molecule: messenger RNA, 1937 nt
Organism: Ceratosolen solmsi marchali
Lineage: Eukaryota; Metazoa; Arthropoda; Insecta; Hymenoptera; Agaonidae
Product: zinc finger protein 260
Exons: 3
Coding region: 89-1903 (604 amino acids)
Biological process (GO): regulation of transcription by RNA polymerase II
Cellular component (GO): nucleoplasm
Molecular function (GO): RNA polymerase II cis-regulatory region sequence-specific DNA binding; DNA-binding transcription repressor activity, RNA polymerase II-specific
Source: RefSeq, a predicted model, not a curated record